Humulus lupulus (European hop) is the source of this 1461-nucleotide messenger RNA. RefSeq lists its product as uncharacterized. The transcript has 4 exons. Gene Ontology annotation, cellular component: membrane. The record is from RefSeq and is a predicted model, not a curated record. NCBI's taxonomy places the organism in Eukaryota, Viridiplantae, Streptophyta, Magnoliopsida, Rosales, Cannabaceae. Gene Ontology annotation, molecular function: metalloendopeptidase activity. The coding region runs from base 54 to 998 and encodes 314 amino acids. Gene Ontology annotation, biological process: CAAX-box protein processing.
UGGAGGUGUAGGAAAAGCAGGGCAUUGCCAAGAUAUGGUUGGUUGUGUUCAAAAUGAUCAUAAAGCAGCUUAAGCAACCUUUCAACUACUUCUCUACAUUCUCACCCUCACCCUCACCCUCAAAAUUUAGUGCCCAAUUUCGCGCACCACUGAAUUUGUCUCUUUUUUCUUCGACUACUCUUCUCUGUGUCUCCAACAAUUCUUCUAAGUCAAGCUCCGUUGCUUCCUUUAAACGCUUUUCCGCUGAAAACGACAACAUCCACGAAGCUUCUUCUCAGAGCUUCUCGGCACUCUCACCAGAUACUCCAUGGGAUAGUGGGAGUGUAUGGAGCACCAUGGCCUUUUAUAUGUUUACUUUACACAUUCCUUUGAGUUUUGGCUGGUUGUCUGUGGUGGCUGAAUUACUGCAAGAACCUAUUCUUGACCCUCAAACUGAGGCCAUAUCACUGCUUCUGGCUCAAACUCUAGAGUUCAUUGCAACUUUGCUUUUACUAAAAUAUACAGCAAAGCCAAAGUAUCAAUUUAUGAAUCUCUUCAAAGCAAAUGAGCUAUCAGGAGAAAGGAACUGGUUGUUCGCAUCCACUAUGGGAUUGACAUUUCUUUUUUCACUGGUUGUACUUACAUCAUUCUUUGUGGACAGAGUCCUUGAGCCCAAGGUCAUAAGCAACCCUAUACUGAAAGAAAUGCUAGUGAGCAGCAAUAUCGCGAGAGCUGCUUGUGCCCUUGUGUACUGCAUCAUCACUCCUCUUCUGGAAGAAACCGUAUAUAGAUGUUUCUUAUUAAGAUCACUUUCAUCAACAAUGAAAUGGCAACAUGCUGUUCUCAUAAGUUCGGCUAUUUUCAGUAUGGCUCACCUUUCUGGUGAGAAUUUCUUACAGUUGCUCAUCAUUGGGUGUGUCCUUGGAUGCUCUUAUUGUUGGACUGGAAAUUUGGGCUCUUCUUUUCUCAUCCACUCCUUUUAUAAUGCUAUGACACUUGUGAUAACUUACUUAUCUUGAGCAUCAAUUACACUUGGUCAUUGAAGAUUUUCUUUUCCUGUGCAUAUUAUCUAGGCAAAAGAAAUGCAUAUAUAUGCAAUAAAUUGCUAUGUAACUCUUAAGAUCUAUCUUAAGAGCAAUCAACCAGUGCAAAAUCUUGACUGAGGAAAAGUUAAAUAUCAUAUGCUCUCAAGUGUACUGUGUAUUUCUAUGUAGAUUCAUCUGCUGUAUAUAUAUAUAAACCAGAUUUGUAACUAUUCAAUAGUAGAUAUUGUUGGCCAAGUUAGAGAAAGCCUACAAUUUUGUCUUCUGUUUGGCAAGUUUUCAUUCAAAUUAAAUCCUAGAGAUGACUUGUUGAAAACUGUUCUAGUGAAGUUACUGUGGCAUGGGGGCAAGUGAUGGACAAAAGAAUGUAAAAUUGUCCAGUUUUUGGAGAGCAAUUGCUUUCUUUAAGUAUAUUGAAAAUCAUUAUGUCUCUGUACCU